AUGCUAUAUUUUUGUAAUAUUUGUUCAUCAGUCUUCUCUGAUUAUACUAUAUUUUUUAUUCAUACGGAUUUUUGUAUAUCAUUUUUAUAUGAACAAUAUAAUAGAUCUAUUAUUGGUUUACCAUGUAAUUUAAAUCCUAAAGUUAUUGAACCAGAUAAUUUACAAAAAAUUGUCAAACAAGUCUUUGCUCCAGAACCAUAUUUAGUGGUGGAUGAUGAAAAAAUUCACGUAACACAACCAUUGUAUAUAGAUACAAACUUUGACAAUAUUAAAAUACAUGAUAAUAAGAGGAAUAAUAAUAUAACAACAGUAUCAAAUUAUGACAAUACAAAUUAUGAGCCAUUACUUAUGAUAAAACCUAAUUAUUCUUAA
Strongyloides ratti is the source of this 372-nucleotide messenger RNA. RefSeq lists its product as hypothetical. The record is from RefSeq and is a predicted model, not a curated record. The transcript has a single exon. The coding region runs from base 1 to 372 and encodes 123 amino acids. Lineage: Eukaryota; Metazoa; Nematoda; Chromadorea; Rhabditida; Strongyloididae.